Molecule: messenger RNA, 5013 nt
Organism: Eriocheir sinensis (Chinese mitten crab)
Lineage: Eukaryota; Metazoa; Arthropoda; Malacostraca; Decapoda; Varunidae
Product: E3 ubiquitin-protein ligase rififylin-like
Exons: 7
Coding region: 459-2018 (519 amino acids)
Biological process (GO): protein K48-linked ubiquitination; proteasome-mediated ubiquitin-dependent protein catabolic process; negative regulation of extrinsic apoptotic signaling pathway via death domain receptors
Cellular component (GO): cytoplasm; plasma membrane
Molecular function (GO): ubiquitin protein ligase activity
Source: RefSeq, a predicted model, not a curated record
AAGUCUAUUGCUGUAAAAGGCUGACAGAGGGAAGGGCUAGUGAAGGAAGAGAGCCCACUACAAGCUGUCAUGGAGAGAAAAUAAGCCUUGUCAUUUUUUUUUUCAAUAUGACAAGUGACUGUGUGACAAGUGUCUGAUAAGGAGUUGAUUAAUGCAUGUGAUAAACAGCUGGACUUAUCACUGGUGCCCUGGUGCUGUGAAGAGCUAACAGAGGGAACGGCUAGUGAAGGGAGAGAGUCCAUUACUCACUGUCAUGCAGAGAAAAUAAGACAAGGCCUAUACACCCAAUUUUCAGCAUGACAGGUGACUGAUAAGGAAGUGACUCGUGAGUGAUAAACAACUGGACUUAUCACUGGUGCCCUAGUGCUAACAGGGAUCUGGAUUCUGUGCCAAAAUAUCAACUCAGAUGAGGCUCGUGGAUUUGGAAUAAGCCAGGAAGAGGCGGAGGCAGCUGAGUGAUGCUAGGGAGUGUGGGCGGCGUGUGCAGCGGCCCUGUGUCCUGGUGGUGCAGUGAGGUGCUGCGCUGCUCCCCCAAGGUGGCCCCUGACCCCAGCCCCAGCUCUGGCCUGCCACCCAUGGCGGAGUGUGAACAAUGCAGCACCAGGUUCAACCUCCUCAGACGAAAGAGGGAGUGUGCCGGGUGCAAGAUGGUGUACUGCGGCUCGUGUCUCAAGCGAGGGAUGGAGGGCACGAGGCGGUGCAACAAGUGUGUGGUGCUGACCCAGUGGCCUUUGGACAUGAAGGAGUUGAUGGCACUCAGGGUGAAGGACCUCAGGCAGUUCCUCCACUCACAACGCAUCAACACUACCAUGUGCACAGAGAAGCGUGACCUCAUUGACCUGGUCACGCGAUACAUCAGCAGCCAGCACAGAACCACACCCAGUCAUCGCCCCCCGCCCCCCACGACAACCUCGCAGCGACCGCCACCCCACCCACCCCACACCACCAAUAACAACCCCAGCAAACACAGGUCCUCGCCGCGCACCCCCGCUGCACCCCAUGACGACGGGAUCCGAGUGCGCCCAAGCAGCAACAGUUCCAUGGGAAGCAUUAGGGUGCGGCCACUGGACAGCAUUAGGGUGAGACCAGGCCGCCUGCACUCGCCAGACCCAAACACAGAUGCAGGUAUUCGGGUGUUCGCCUCGGAGCAGCAUGUCAACUCCCAGGACUCGCCAAGCACCUCCUCGCCGGCCUCUCCAUCGAGUGACGCGGCGUACCCUGAAGGGGAGGAGGAGGAGUGUUCACGCUGCCCUAGUGACUGGACGGCCUCGUGUUGCAGCCUAGACUCGUGCCAUAAUGGUACCGUGGGACACGCGCACCACUGUCCUCAUCAUCAAGACAGCUCAAGCCCAAACAGUGGGGAGUGGGUGUUCGUCCCUGAGCAGAACACCCCCUCAGCCCCCCCGAGGGGUGAGAAUCAGGGGAAUGGGGACAGUGCGAGGGGGGUAAACAAUGUGCCCAUACCCCUGCCGCACCAUGGAGAGGUUGUGGAGAAUGGCAGACCAGCGGGGGAUGCCAGCAGCUCGUUCGAACCCUCAGCGCCGCCACAGGAGCAGGAGGAGCGGCCAUCCUUUGAGGCCCCCACAGCAUCUUCAUCCUCGUCUGCGUCGUCCUCAGCCCCGACCUCUGCAGUCUCCUCUCCUGAGCCCACCAAAGGGGUGAUGGCUGGCAUCGUGGCCUUGGAGGACCUGAAGUCCGUGGAGGAGAUCCACAAGCUGAGUGUGAGGCAGUGCAAGGAGCUGCUGUCCCUGCACAGAGUGACCUACACCGGCGUGCGGGAAAAGUCCGAACUCCUCAGCAAGAUCAAGAUUCUGUGGGAAGACUACAGGACCUCGCGCCAAGAGCUGGAGAACUUACCUGAGGAGCUCAUUUGCAAGAUCUGCAUGGACAGCGCGAUAGACUGCGUCCUGCUGGAGUGCGGCCACAUGGUGUCCUGCACGCAGUGUGGGAAGCAGAUGUCCGAGUGUCCCCUGUGCCGGCAGUAUGUGGUUCGGGUGGUGCGUACCUUCCGAGCCUGAGCCUAAGGUGACAGAGGUGGAUGCCCUGCUCUGGGGUGAGGGGGAUGUGUAGCUUUCGAGUGUGAUUCUAUGGUGACAGGGGGUAUGCGUGUCCCUUCGUGUGUGUGUGUGUGUGUGUGUGUGUGUGUCAUGGUAGUGAUGCGUACCUUCUGAGUGUGAGUCUAGGGUGACGGGUUUGAGUGUCCCUUUGUGUGUGUGUAUGUUGGGGGUGAUGCAUACCUUCUGAGUGUGAGUCUAGGGUGACAGGUGUUUGAGGUUCCCCUGUGUUUGUUUGGUGAAGGUGAUGUGUAUUUUCUCAGCCUGAUUCUGGAGUGACAGGUGUUGAGUGUCUGUUGAGUGUCACCCUUGUGUGUUGUGGGGGUGACGUGAACCUUCCGAGUGUGUCUAGAGUGACAUGUUCGAGGGUGUGGGUGGAUGGUGGUGUGUAUGGUGUGUACCCUCCAAUCCCUAGCAGUGGGUGAUGGGAGGUGUUCUGUGAGUAGUCUCUUGUAUGUGUGUGUGUGGUGAGGGUGGUGUGUUGGGUGACCACGCCUGCCCCCCGAGAGGAUGUGGAGGGUACAUGGAGGCCUUAAGUCUGUUUCGACACACACGAGCAGAGAUUUAUAUGAGUUUUGUGUAUUCUGUACAUAGCAGCAUUGAGUCUGUUUGUCUUGUAUUUUUACCAAGUGUUGCUAGAGGCUAAAACAGCUUGAAUGUAUAUUUGAGCUUAGGUGUGUGUGAGGCUGUGACGAUCCCCUCAACCCACACUGCUUGCUUGGUGCUCCUGUGAGGUUGGGUAGGUGGGGUGGGGUGGCGUUGUGGGUCCAUAAAGGAGUACGUCUCACAGCUAAUCAAGUUCUGAAGUAGAUUCCUCUUUUAUUUGUUCAUCGGUACAGUUGUGGACAAAAAACACUCCAUGACUUAAUCUUCCAAAUACAUGUCUCCAGGCUGCACAUCUACACCACACUGCAAUUUAGAGUAUGCAAUUUACUAAGAUAAAUUUUGUUAACUUCAUCACUUGUUCCUUUUGUGCUAGGGACGCAUCAGUGGUUGAAAAUAAUAGAAUCACAAUGCAAUUCAAGGUAUGGAAUGUACUGUUAGAGAAUUUUUUGUGAACUUCCUCAGUUGUUCCUUUUAUGGGAGGCAUCUGUGUAUUUAAACAUGAGCAAUUGGAGAUAAUAAAACAAGGAUUUGAAACUGUUGGGAAGUACAGAGUGAAACUUGAACAGACAACCAGUAACGACACUUACUACAGGACGGCAAGCAGUGUGGGGGGAUGAGGUGGUGUGUGUGUGUGUGUGUGUGUGUGUGUGUGUGUGUGUGUGUGUGUGUGUGUGUGAUCUUGUACCCAGAACACAGACUUAUCCCGAGUUCUGAGCUGUCUGCCUGAGAGGAGAUGCAGUGCGGGGGGGUGUCUGACCAGUAAGUCUUUCACAGAUAUGCAUGUUUUGAAAUAGAUUCAUCCACAGCUAUAUGUGAUGAGAGUGGGACAUGUUUGUACUCUUCUGCUUCUUUGAUCCUGUGUUUGUGUGUCUCUCGUAUUGUCUGUAUCUGUGCUCCUUGGUUUGUUCUGUGCCUUUCUUUUAUUUGGUGGUAUGUGAAUUUGUCUGUGCUUCCUAUGUUUCUCUCUUCCUCUCUUUUUUUUUGUCUGUUUGUCUGGUUCCGUUUCUUUGAUCCGGUCUGUGUCUCUUAUACCAGUCUGGAUCUGUGUCCCUUGUUUCAUGCUGUCUUUCUUUUAUUUGUCGUUACGUGAAUUUGUUUGACCUUUCUGUGUCUCUCACUAUGUCCUUCUCUCUAUUUCUCUCACCCACACACAAGAAUACAGGCGAUCAGUUACUCUUUCCCUACGUUACUAUAUCUCUUUGGCGCUCUGUAUCUGUCUUUGUCUUUUCCUCUCUCUCUCUCUCUCUCUCUCUCUCUCUCUCUCUCUCUCUCUCUCUCUCUCUCUCUCUCUCUCUCUCUCUCUCUCUCUCUCUCUCUCUCUCUCUCUCUCUCUCUCUCUCUCUCUCUCUCAUACACAAACAUACAGGCUUCUGGAUACUCUACUACUUCUCUUUCACUGUCUCUGUCUUUGUCUCUGGCCCUUUCUCCCUCGCACACACAAGAAUACAGGUGUUCAGUUACUAUUUUCUUACAUUGCUCCUCAGUUUGAAACCUUCCAGAGGUAGCAGUAGGCCAGUAUGGGACAACUCACUUAGUCUAGCAUCUUUGUCUUAUCUUCAUGCUCUCCCAUUCUCUCUUGCAAGCCUAAUACAUUGUAGAAAAACAGAGAAAGGGCUGAACAAGGGAGAUGAACAGACAACAACACUGCUCCUAAGAAAACACGAAACACGAGAGGUCUCCAGCCCUUGCCAGAUAUCAGAAGCUGUACUCUUGCUUUCUUAAUACACUUGCGAGGCAGUAGCUUGUACCAGAGGGAUGACAGGUAGAGUGCAGAUGUAGAUCGGUGAAUGUGGGGAGGCAGGUAGUACGGUUGUAACAGGUUGGGGCAGGAUCAGCGUUGCCAGAUUAUCGUAUUCACCACUUCGUCUUUAUUACUUUUAACCCUUUCAUUGCUAAACGCUCGCAGCGAGCGUUAGGCGUAUUUGCUGGUGGUGAUAAACACUCGCUGUGAGCUCCAGCCGCACUCAAAUCUCCCGCGUAUGAGAGUGUUCCAACUCUAUUUUUCACAACACAGGAUUACCAGUUGAGUGGGUUUUUCACUAAAUUUGGUGGAAAAUCAUAUCAGUCCAGCACGACAAAUCUACGGACGAGUAACUGGUGGAUGUUCUUUUCCAAUAUAGUGGCAUUUUUGCAUAGCUUCACCUAUCACCUGACUGAUUCUUUGACCAAAUAGUUCUAAAUAUUGCAGUUGACAAUACAGCCUUGCCAGAAUCUCAAGGAAAGAUGUCCGCAGUUCCCUCAAUUUGGCUGAUCAUCCCGCACGCACUGACGUAGGUGUUCACAUUCGUCACUCCCUGAACGUGCAUGUACAUUCGCAGGAGAGGUAUACAUAACCGACUCCUAUAGAUCUGGG